GUGAACAGCCUUCAGGCAUGUCUACGGUGGAAGAUCUGAAUUCAGGCUGGUGGCAGGAGACAACACAACCACAUUUUCUUUUAUGCAUGCAUUUGGUUUAAUUGACACAUUAACCACAGACAAAGGGGUAAAGGCCACAAGGUGUUAGGAAGUGCACUGACCAUUGGAGGCAUAAAAGAGGUCUUCAAAGAGCCCGAUCCUCACUCUCCCUGCACAGCUCAGCAGGACCUCAGCCAUGAGACUUCUCAUCCUGGCCCUCCUUGGCAUCUGCUGUCUCACUGCAUACAUUGUGGAAGGUGUAGGGAGUGAAGUCUCAGAUAAGAGGACCUGUGUGAGCCUCACUACCCAGCGACUGCCAGUUAGCAGAAUCAAGACCUACACCAUCACAGAAGGCUCCUUGAGAGCAGUAAUUUUUAUUACCAAACGUGGCCUAAAAGUCUGUGCUGAUCCACAAGCCACGUGGGUGAGAGAUGUGGUCAGGAGCAUGGACAGGAAAUCCAACACCAGAAAUAACAUGAUCCAGACCAAGCCAACAGGAACCCAGCAAUCGACCAAUACAGCUGUGACCCUGACUGGCUAGUAGUCUCUGGCACCCUGUCCCUCUCCAGCCAGCCAGCUCAUUUCACUUUACAUGCUCAUGGACUGAGUUUAUACUCACCUUUUAUGAAAGCACUGCAUGAAUAAAAUUAUUCCUUUGUAUUUUUACUUUUAAAUGUCUUCUGUAUUCACUUAUAUGUUCUAACUAAUAAAUUAUUUAUUAUUAAG
This is a messenger RNA of Gorilla gorilla gorilla (western lowland gorilla), 765 nucleotides long. Its product is annotated as lymphotactin. Gene Ontology annotation, biological process: inflammatory response; positive regulation of cell migration; chemokine-mediated signaling pathway. The transcript is spliced from 4 exons. Gene Ontology annotation, molecular function: CCR chemokine receptor binding; chemokine activity. The record is from RefSeq and is a predicted model, not a curated record. Lineage: Eukaryota; Metazoa; Chordata; Mammalia; Primates; Hominidae. Bases 236 to 580 code for a protein of 114 amino acids. Gene Ontology annotation, cellular component: extracellular region.